AUCAUAACUGUGGAAACAAUGUCUCAGUUAAAUCGUAUCGUAUUAAUCAUUGCUAUGAACGUACUGGUGUACGUUCUUGCAGUGGAGUGCUAUUCCGAUGAAUUUGAUAAUGUUCUUGAUAUUGACGCUGUUCUCAAUAACGACACUCUACGUGAAGGAUAUCACAACUGCUACAUGAAAACAGCACCAUGUACAAAAGCACAAAAGGAUUUAACAGACAUGUUCGGCGAAGCUGUCAUAACUAACUGCGAAAAAUGUACCGAAACUCAAAAAGAAUGGCUGAAGAAGAUAGAUAACUCCGGUAAAUAUGCCGCGCUGGAAUUUAUGCCGUAG
Trachymyrmex septentrionalis is the source of this 333-nucleotide messenger RNA. Its product is annotated as putative odorant-binding protein A10. The transcript has 3 exons. The coding region runs from base 19 to 333 and encodes 104 amino acids. Lineage: Eukaryota; Metazoa; Arthropoda; Insecta; Hymenoptera; Formicidae. The record is from RefSeq and is a predicted model, not a curated record.